Messenger RNA from Dunckerocampus dactyliophorus (ringed pipefish), 1557 nucleotides. RefSeq names its product G protein-coupled receptor 19 (gene gpr19). The transcript is spliced from 2 exons. Bases 1 to 1557 code for a protein of 518 amino acids. Gene Ontology annotation, biological process: G protein-coupled receptor signaling pathway. Gene Ontology annotation, molecular function: neuropeptide receptor activity. The record is from RefSeq and is a predicted model, not a curated record. Gene Ontology annotation, cellular component: plasma membrane. Lineage: Eukaryota; Metazoa; Chordata; Actinopteri; Syngnathiformes; Syngnathidae.
AUGACGACCGAGCUCUGCCGCUGUUGCCAUGGCAACCUGAUACGACAGCAUCUUCUUCCAAGAUGGCGGCGCACGAACGUUCCUUUUAUGGAGACUGCAGUGCUUUAUUCUGAAGGGUUGCUGGGGGCGGGGCUUAGGGCCCCCCCACCAGUAACACGUGACUCGGUACGAGGAAAACAUGCAUCCUACUCUUCAUCGCCAUCAUCAUCCUCGACAGAGGACCACACGCAUGAUGGACGCGUGGCUGCCGCUUCAUCAUCUUCCUCUUCCUCUCCCGCGCUGAAGCCGCCGGAGGCUCGGCGUCGGGCACGUGCACUAGUAAGCGUGACAAAGAUGGUGUACACGUCCACCAACACGUUGGCCAUGGAGGGCUCGCUCUUCGCUCCGGCCUUUUCCUACCCCGUGUCCUUCAACUACUCAGCGAGGGAAAACUCCACGGUCCAGGCGAGCUUGGCCACGCCCACCAACGUGACCUCAUCGCCGAGCCUAUCACAGGAGGAGGAUCUGACGUCGGGCGAGGUGGCGGCCCUGGCACUGGCAUUCGGGGUGGUGUGGCUGGUGUCUGUCUUGGGGAACGCACUGGUGUGCGUGGUGAUCCACCGCAGCCGCCGCACGCAGUCCACCACCAACUACUUCGUGGUGGCCAUCGCCUGCGCCGACCUGCUCAUGAGCGUGGGCGGCGCCCCCCUGGUGCUGGUCCAGGUGGCGUGGGGCGGCUGGCCGAUGAGUGCAGCGGCGUGCAAGACGGUGCGCUUUGUGCAGCACCUGUGUCCUGGCGUGCAGGUGUACGUGCUGCUGUCCAUCUCGGUGGACCGCUUCUACACCAUUGUAUACCCGCUCAGCUUCAAGGUGUCCCGCGAGAAGGCCAAGAAGAUGAUCCUGGCCUCGUGGCUCUUUGACGUCGCCUUUGUGGCGCCGUGUAUCUUCUUCUACGGAUCCACGACACCCGGCAGCCGCCACUGCCACUUCUUCCUCCCGCACAGCUGGGGUGCCGUGGCCUACGCCGCCGUGCACCUGCUCUUCGGCUUUGCGCUCCCGGCGGGCCUGAUCGCAUCCUUCUACCAGCGUGUGGUCCGCUACAUCUGGAGGAUCGGUGCCGACGGCCACACGGUACGGCGGACCACCAACGCGGUCCCACGGACCAAGGUGAAGACCAUCAAGAUGUUCCUCAUGCUCAACUGGGUCUUCUUUGUCACGUGGACGCCUUUCUAUGUGGCCCAGUUGUGGCACCCCAGGGAGACUGAGGGCGGCGGUCGGCGGGGGCUGCUCUUCUUUGCCGCCGUGGCAUGGAUCUCCUUUAGCUCAGCUGCAUCCAAGCCCACCUUGUACUCAGUCUACAACGCCAACUUCAGGCGGGGCAUGAGGGAGACCUUCUGCAUGUCCUCCAUGAAAUGUUACCGUAGCAACGCCUACACCAUCACGGCCAGCUCGCGCCUGUCCAAGAAGAACUACGUGGGUGUGGUCGACAUCCCUGUGCACACCAAGUACCACUUUGACCCCAAAGACAAAAAGGUGGCAUGGACCGCCAACGGCAACCCCCACAACACCUUUGUCUGA